ACCAGCUUUACAUGAUGAGGAACAAGUGCCGAACCAUGCCGUGCACUCAGUGCCAGAAGGAUUCAUUUCGCCUGGUGAGCUAUGAGAUGUCAACCGGGAAGCCCAUCUGUGGAGGGGAGAACGUGCUGCUGCAGCAGCGGCACAACGCUGCUCCCGGAAUGGCCCUGAUGUACAUCAGAGGGAAGCUGCUGUUUGUGGGCCACAUAUUCAGUGGUCACAGCUGCUCCGUCACGGACCUUCAAAAGCAAAUCUCCAGAACCAGGGGAGACUACAGAUUAGGUCUAAGUCUCUCUUCAGACUACAAAUGCAGUGAUACAGUCAACACACCUGCAGCCACAGACCCACUGACUUCUUCAGUGGAAGAGGAAAAGGUCAAUGAGAGAAAAAACAAUCAGCUUCCUGGUGUGUCACAAGGACCGAGAGACUUCUUUACCAAACCACUGAAGACUCCAGCGCUCACCCGUGUUCCUGUCAUCACACACUGACUAUGCUCCAGUGA
Messenger RNA from Pseudoliparis swirei, 499 nucleotides. RefSeq lists its product as uncharacterized. The record is from RefSeq and is a predicted model, not a curated record. The transcript is spliced from 5 exons. The coding region runs from base 12 to 485 and encodes 157 amino acids. Lineage: Eukaryota; Metazoa; Chordata; Actinopteri; Perciformes; Liparidae.